This is a messenger RNA of Truncatella angustata, 1434 nucleotides long. RefSeq names its product delta12 fatty acid desaturase. Gene Ontology annotation, molecular function: oxidoreductase activity. Gene Ontology annotation, biological process: lipid metabolic process. The transcript has 2 exons. The coding region runs from base 1 to 1434 and encodes 477 amino acids. NCBI's taxonomy places the organism in Eukaryota, Fungi, Ascomycota, Sordariomycetes, Amphisphaeriales, Sporocadaceae. The record is from RefSeq and is a predicted model, not a curated record.
AUGGCUUCCUCUACUGCCACUGCCCCUCGGCAGAACCCGGCGCUUCGCCGUACCAUGACGUCCACCACGGCCGAAUCGGACGUCUCUUCCCCUUCGACUGCCAUGGCCUCCCCUAUGGACUCUCCCAGGCCAUCGGCUUCUUCGACAUCCCUUUCCUCCAUGUCUUCUAUGGACGAAAAGCCUUCUCACGGCAAGCUCAUCGACACAUACGGCAACGAGUUUGUUGUUCCUGAUUACACAAUCAAGGACAUUCACGAUGCUAUCCCGAAGCACUGUUUUGAACGGUCAGCCGUGAAGGGACUGUACUAUGUAUUUCGGGACAUUGUCCUCCUCGGCACCACUUUCUACGUAUUCAACACCUAUGUGACGCCUGAGAACAUUCCCCAGACUCCCAUCCGCACAGCUCUCUGGGGUCUUUACAGCAUCAUGCAAGGUCUCUUCGCAACCGGUAUUUGGGUCCUCGCUCAUGAAUGUGGACACCAAUCCUUCAGCACUUCCAAGGUUCUCAACGAUACUGUCGGUUGGGUUCUCCACUCGGCACUGCUCGUCCCUUACUUCAGCUGGAAGAUUUCGCACGGCAAACAUCACAAGGCCACCGGCCACAUGGAGCGUGACAUGGUCUUUGUGCCGCGUACUCGUGAACAACAAGCGUCUAGACUCGGCAAACUAGUCCACGAGCUUGGUGAGCUUGGCGAGGAAACACCUAUUGUCACUCUCAUCCAUCUCAUUGGCCAACAACUCAUCGGAUGGCCCAACUACCUGCUAGCCAAUGUCACUGGCCACAACUUCCACGAGCGCCAGAGAGAGGGUCGCGGUAAAGGCAAGAAGAACGGGUUCUUGAGCGGCGUCAACCACUUCAACCCAUCCAGCCCUCUGUAUGAGGCCAAGGAUGCCAAGCUCAUCUUGCUUAGCGACGUCGGUAUCGCGAUCACCGCCACUGCCCUCGUAUAUCUUUCCAAGAUAUUCGGCUUCAACAACAUGCUCGUCUGGUACUUCAUUCCCUAUUUAUGGGUCAACCACUGGCUUGUUGCUAUUACUUUCCUUCAGCACACCGAUCCCACCCUGCCCCACUAUACUCCCCAGUCGUGGACAUAUGUCCGUGGCGCCGCCGCUACCAUCGAUCGCGAAUUUGGUUUCAUCGGUCGCCAGCUCCUCCAUGGAAUCAUCGAAACCCACGUUCUUCACCACUACGUUUCCACCAUCCCCUUCUACAAUGCCGACGAGGCUACCGAAGCCAUCAAGAGGGUUAUGGGACGCCACUACCGUGCCGACACAAAGAACGGUUCGUUGGGAUUCCUCCAGGCUAUGUGGCGCAGUGCCCGUUGGUGCCAGUGGGUUGAACCUAGCGAGGGCGCCCAAGGUGAGGGCAAGGGUGUCUUGUUCUUCCGAAACAGGAACGGACUUGGUACGAAGCCCUUGAAGACUGUUUCGUAA